Chlamydomonas reinhardtii is the source of this 1449-nucleotide messenger RNA. RefSeq lists its product as uncharacterized. The record is from RefSeq and is a predicted model, not a curated record. Gene Ontology annotation, molecular function: DNA binding, bending. NCBI's taxonomy places the organism in Eukaryota, Viridiplantae, Chlorophyta, Chlorophyceae, Chlamydomonadales, Chlamydomonadaceae. The transcript has 3 exons. The coding region runs from base 76 to 696 and encodes 206 amino acids.
GCAAACGCUCAGUUCAGUGACUACCGCACCCAUACGUGUGCUUCGCUAAAUCGAACUUAGCUCUCCGACACCAAAAUGCUGCGCUACGCUGCUCUCCGCACUGUCCCGCGCGCCAUCGCGCCCGCCCGCCGGGCCAUGGUGAUUCGGUCUUUCUCGGAAAGCAACGAUGCCGCGCCCCCGGCUAAGAAGGCAACCAAGCCCGCCAAGGCGGAGAAGGCGCCGAAGGCGGAGAAGGCGCCGAAGGUGGAGAAGCCGAAGGCGAUGCGCGCGCCAAGCGCUUACAACCUGUUCUAUAAGGCGAUCUUCCAGCAAGUGCGCAGCGAGAACCCCGACAAGAAGGUUACUGAGCUCGGGUCAAAGGUCCGCGACAAGUGGGCUUCCAUUUCGGCACUGGAGCGGGCGCCGUAUGAGGCGCAGGCUGCCGCGCGCAAGAAGGAAGUGGAUGCCAAGAGGGCUGAGGUGCUGGCUGCCAAGAAGGCCGCCGCCCGGCCCGUGACCGCCUACAUCGCGUUCGCCAAUGCCAAGCGUCCCGAGAUCAAGGCGCAGAACCCUGACAAGACCAUGGCGCAGGUGGCGAGCCUGCUGGGGUCCAUUUGGAAGGGGAUGUCGGAGGAGCAGCAGAAGCCGUACCGUGACCAGGCCAAGGCGGCGAUGGACGCGUGGAAGGCCAAGCAGCAGGCGCAGCAGUCCGCGUAAGCAUGGGCAGCAAGCAUGACUGUUGUGGGAGCAGGGACGGGCACAGUGGUGGUGACGGUUGGGGCGGUGAGGAGUUGAUGGGGGCACGCGGCUCUAUAAUAGGGUGUGGCAAAGAGGAAGGCCGACACAUUGACACAGACAUCUAAGCAGGUUUUUGCUCGGUUUGGGCGAUGCGGUGGUUGCCGUUGUCGUUAGAUCAGCCGCAUGUAUUGGUCCAACGGCCGGGCUUCUUGUGAACUUAUUAUGUCCACACGUUGACUCAGAACCCAUUCAUUACCAUGGGUUCGGUCCACAGAGAUAAAGGGCAUGUUUUCUAUGCGUAUUGCCACAAGUAUGAUGUACAGUCUCACUGCGCUGUGCGUUUUGGUUGGAGGGUUCCGUGGAGGUUGUUCCUGUUGCGGCUGAUGCAAUGGUUGGGCGUGAAGGACAUGCGGCAUGCGUUUCUUCUGCUGUAAUGGACCUAACCAUGUCAACACUUCUGGGAUGGAAGGUUGUGGAUACCAAGCCUGCAAUUGCCGGAUUGCAAGCCCCCUGGGCAUUCCGUGGCCUAAACACACUUCACACAGACGCCCCACACGCAUGCACACGUUUUUCCACCCAACCGAUGGCAAUCAUGGUAUGCCGUUUGUGCAGCUGGGAAUGGAGUCUCGGGCGGAAGUAUCUUGCUUAACGUUAACUGUGACGCAAUCCGUUCGGAUCCGUUGAGGUAUGUGUGAACUUACAAGGCAGCCCUGGUCCACAUCUUAAGGUCAU